AUGGAAGCCUCUGACAAUAGCGAAGCAUCAAUUGCGCUGGCAAAUGAGAAAGAGCGAUCCAUGCCAAAUUCUAUUCCAGCAGGCUCCUGCGAUUCGAAGCCAGGUGAUGACACAGAUGAAGAAUGUGAUGGACCGGAUAGGGACUCGAUGACGAUCAAUGUGAAAGAUAACCAAAGUGCUGCGCCUCAGGCGAAAAAAAUGAGGCGUUCUUCCGAUAAAUCGAAGCAGGCUUUAGCGCUAGCUUGCACUGAAGAGAAUGACAUUCUUGCUGCUAUAACCUUGGUAGCUGUGAAAACACCCAAGACAAAGUGGUUGAAGAGAAAAUCCAACGAGACUACAGUGGUGCCAACUCAAGCAAGCCCAAGUAUUCCAACAGAUGAAUCUACGAGUGACAAAGAUACUACCCAGCUUCCCGCCAACGAAGAAAAUGCUGAAAACGAGCCAAAACCCAAAGAAGUGCGGAUUAUCCUCACUGGCAUUGAGCUAACUGCUUCAAUCCGAAAGAAAAUCAAUUUGAUUGCGGGUGCUGUCUACGAAGAUAACAUUGAGCAGGCAACGCAUAUUCUUGCCCCAAAGGGCCAAUUGAAACGAACGGUGAAGCUACUUUGUGGGAUCUCGCGGGGUGCGCACAUCCUGGAUGUACGGUGGCUCGAGGAGUCAGCUCGCGUCGGCGCUCCAAUCUAUGAGCGUGCACACUGUUUGAAGGACGCGAAGGCAGAAACAAAGUGGCAGUUUGAUCUCCGGAAAACAAUGUAUGACUUUACCCCAGAGCAACGACAGCAGCUCUUCGCCGGUCAUCAGGUAUAUAUCACUAAUCACAAGUCGAUGCUUCCACCAGUAAAUGACUUAGUGAAGAUCGUGGAAUGUGCCGGUGGAACAGCAAUAACCAAAGGCAGUGCUGGCCCGGACAACGUCGUGAUCACAAGCGAGGCAGCUCUGGCCACAGCCUCGGUUCGUAAAGCGCUGACUCGGGUCAAUCCGCGGCGAAUCUACUCUACUGAGCUAAUUUUGAGCAGCAUCUUACAGCAGUAUCUUGAUUUUGGCAAGAACCGCUUGGAGCAAACGAGCGCCGGAAGUCGCCGGCGCAAGUAG
Messenger RNA from Peronospora farinosa, 1092 nucleotides. NCBI's taxonomy places the organism in Eukaryota, Oomycota, Peronosporomycetes, Peronosporales, Peronosporaceae. The record is from the annotation of a GenBank genome assembly.